Messenger RNA from Pygocentrus nattereri (red-bellied piranha), 9207 nucleotides. RefSeq names its product tetratricopeptide repeat, ankyrin repeat and coiled-coil containing 2b (gene tanc2b). Gene Ontology annotation, biological process: regulation of dendritic spine morphogenesis. The record is from RefSeq and is a predicted model, not a curated record. Gene Ontology annotation, cellular component: dendritic spine. Bases 281 to 6850 code for a protein of 2189 amino acids. Lineage: Eukaryota; Metazoa; Chordata; Actinopteri; Characiformes; Serrasalmidae. The transcript is spliced from 30 exons. Gene Ontology annotation, molecular function: protein binding.
GAAGGCAGAGGUGUCUGCUGCUGCUGCUGCUGCUGCGGCGUCUCAGAGACGUAUUAGACUUUUUCCCAGAGCGAAAGCGGCUGUUUUGGGACUGAUUUGACCCGAGCAAACCUCCUGGAGCCUUUGGACUCGAUGGGAAUAUCAGACAAUUAGCCUCCGAGGAAGGUUGGCUGCUGCUGCUUCAUGAUGCACGGAGGAAGAAGGUGGACGAGUUAACCUGAAGCCACAGCCUGUCACGGAGCACACAGUGUCUCUCUAGCCCCCACCACCCACUGCCACCAUGUUUAAGAACAGCCUGAAGAUGCUGCUGGGGGGCAAGGCCAACAGGAAGAGCCGCAACAGCAGCGAUGGAGGGAGCGAGGAACCCAGCGAGCUGCGGAGUGCCAGCAUGGACCCCCACCACAGCCUGGUCGGCCAAGGGGGCAGUAUAGACAGUGACUGUGCCUUUGAGGGCGACUACGGCGUUCCUCCUCUCUCCAUGGCCGAGGGGCUCCAGCACAUCCGGAUCAUGGAGGGCGUGUCCCGCUCCCUGCCCUCCUCUCCGCUCCUCACCCACCAGACGGUCAGUGUGCGCCUACAGCCGGUCAAGAAGAUCAGCGGCGCAGCCACAGCUCCGGUGCGGAAAGCUAAGUUUGUGGAGAGCCCCCGCAUUCCCGAGUCCGCCCUCAGCUUCCCUACACCCACUCCUCCCGCCACACGGACCCCCAACUGGGACCCACACCGGCCCGGGGGGUUAGGUCCAGACCUCGGCCCCCCUCCCUCUGUAGACGAGGCUGCCAACACGUUGAUGACUCGGCUGGGCUUCCUGCUCGGAGACAAAGUGAGCGAGGGGCCUCAGGGGCCACAGUACAGCAUGGAGGAGUCCGAUGACCUGCAGGGUGUGGGUGUGAGUGGUAGGAUGAGUCCGUGCUCCACGCUGACCAGCAGCACAGCGUCUCCUCCGGGCUGCAGCCCCUGUUCCACUCUGCCCCCCGCGGCUCCAGGACAGCCCCUCACCAGCCCCACCUCCACACUGGAGAGCAGAGACAGCGGCAUCAUCGCCACUCUGACCAGUUACUCGGAGCCUGCGGAUCGUAAACAUGGUGAGGGCUUGCGGGCCAGCAGUCUGAAGCUGUGGCACUCUCACCGCGCCACGCUGGACUCCAGCCUGUACCGUGUGGACGAGAACAUGGCCGCUUCCACGCACAGCCUCAACAAGAUCCCUGAGCCUGGCUCCACACACCACUCCUCUCACCCCACCCCCCUCUACCUCAUGCCCCGUCCCAACUCUGUGGCAGCCACCAGUUCGGCUCACCUGGAGGACCUGGCCUACCUGGAUGAGCAGAGACACGCCCCCCUGCGUACCUCCCUGCGCAUGCCCCGCCAGAACAGCAUGGCCUCUGGACGCUCCGGUCAGGACCUCCGAGCCUCUGCUAACCCCCCCGCCUGGCAGUCUCAGUCACUGCGGUUCGCUCCGUACAGACUGCAGGACAUUGCUCUGAAGCCGCUGCUCUUCGAAGUGCCCAGUAUAACGAUGGACUCUGUCUUUACGGGCAGAGACUGGCUCUUUCAGGAGAUUGACGCACAGCUGGGCAGCGCCAACCCCACCACCAACCAUGGGGUGGUCCUGGUGGGCAACAUUGGCUUCGGCAAGACGGCCAUCAUCUCUCGUCUGGUGGCCCUCAGCUGCCACGGCAACCGCAUGAGACAGAUCGCCUCCGACAGUCCACAGGCAUCGCCCAAACAUGGAGAUGGUCUCCCUCUUACCCAGCCUCAGCCCUCCCAUGGAACUCUGGGGGGUGGCAGCUGCCCCGGGACACCAGAGAUGAGGAGGAGACAGGAGGAGGCCAUGAGGAGGCUCGCAUCUCAGGUGGUGGCAUAUCACUACUGCCAGGCAGACAACGCCUACACCUGCCUGGUCCCGGAGUUUGUGCACAACGUGGCGGCGCUGUUGUGUCGUUCACCGCAGCUCAGUGCCUACAGAGAGCUGCUGCUGAGGGAACCGCAUGUCCAGAGCAUGCUCAGCCUGCGCUCCUGCGUCCAGGACCCACUGAAUGCCUUCAGGCGAGGAGUCCUCGAGCCACUGGACGCACUUUACAAAGAGAGGAAGAUCACUGUGGAUGAAGACUUCAUCAUCCUUAUAGACGGACUUAAUGAAGCAGAAUUCCACAAGCCUGAUUACGGCGACACCAUCGUCUCCUUCCUCUGUAAGACCAUCAGCGGCUUUCCAGCCUGGCUCAAACUCGUGGUGACUGUCAGAACCUCACUGCAGGACAUCACCAAGCCGCUCCCGUUCCACCGCAUCUCUCUGGACGCCCUGGAGGAGAACGACGCCAUUGACCAGGACCUGCAGGGCUACAUCCUGCACCGCAUCCACAGCAGCGCCGAGAUCCAGAACAACAUCUCGCUCAAUGGCAAGAUGGACAACACCAGCUUCGGCAAGCUGAGUGCCCACCUGAAGGCCCUGAGCCAGGGCUCCUACCUCUACCUGAAGCUGACCUUCGACCUGAUCGAGCGCGGAUACCUGGUGCUCAAGAGCUCCAGUUAUAAGGUGGUCCCCGUCAGCUUGGCCGAGGUUUACCUGCUGCAGUGCAACAUGCGCUUCCCCACGCAGUCGUCCUUCGAGAGGGCCCUGCCGCUGCUCAACGUAGCCCUGGCCUCACUGCACCCGCUCACCGACGAGCAGAUCUACCAGGCCAUCAACGCCGGCUCCCUGCAGGGCACGCUGGAGUGGGACGACUUCCAACAGAGGAUGGACAACCUGGCUGUCUUCCUAGUGAAGAGGCGGGACGGCACACGCAUGUUUGUACACCCCUCCUUCAGGGAGUGGCUGAUCUGGAGGGAGGAAGGGGAGAAGACCAAGUUCCUUUGUGAUCCCAGGAACGGCCACACUCUGCUGGCCUUCUGGUUCUCCAGACAGCAGAACAAGCUCAACAGACAACAGACUAUAGAACUAGGACACCAUAUUCUAAAAGCACAUAUAUUUAAGGGCCUGAGUAAGAAGGUGGGGGUCUCCUCAUCCAUCCUGCAGGGACUGUGGGUGUCUUACAGCACCGAGAGUUUGUCCACUGCUUUGUCAUCCUUGAGAAACCUCUACACCCCUAACAUUAAGGUGUCCCGGCUGCUGAUGAUGGGAGGGGCGAAUGUGAACUAUCGCACGGAGGUGUUGAACAAUGCUCCAGUGCUCUGCGUGCAUGCCCACCUGGGAUACAUGGACAUGGUGAACCUGCUGCUGGAGUUCGGGGCCAGCGUGGACUCGCCGUCCGAGAGUGGAAUGACCCCGCUGAGCUACGCUGCCGCCGCUGGACACCUGAGUAUAGUGACCACAUUCUGCAAGAAGAGGGCCAAGCUUGACCACCUGGACAGGAACGGUCAGUGUGCUCUGGUGCACGCAGCUCUGCGGGGCCACAUAGAGUUGGUGAAGUUCCUGCUGCAGAGUGACUGGGGGACGGGGGCGAAGCACAAGCAGCUGCAGAGCCCUUCGCCAACACAGUCACAACCGCAGUCACAGCCCUCCAGCCCUGAGCAGGCCCAGGCGGAGGCGGAGCAGGUGGAGACCUCGGAGGAGGAGGAGAGAGAGGCCGAAGUGACCUCAGAGCAGCCUGAGGCCGAGGACGAAUCCCAGCAAAAGAUCCAGCAGCCUCAGCCUCCACAGCAGCCUCAAACCCAGCCUCAGACUCAGACUCAAAGUCAGACCUCGCAGGCAGCCUUCAGUAAGAGCCACGCAGUGCAGCAGGCGCUGGUCGCAGCAGCCAGUAUGGGCUUCAUUGAGAUUGUGUCCUACCUGCUGGACCUGCCUGAGAAGGAUGAAGAGGAGACUGAGCGCGCUCAGAUCAACAACUAUGACUCUCUGUGGGGGGAGACAGCGCUGACUGCAGCGGCAGGCCGGGGGAAGCUGGACGUUUGCCGGCUGCUGCUGGAGCAGGGCUCUGCUGUGGCUCAACCGAACCGCCGGGGGCUGGUGCCUCUCUUCAGCGCUGUACGCCAAGGACACUGGCAGAUCGUGGAUUUGCUGCUGAAUCACGGAGCAGACGUGAACAUGGCUGAUAAGCAGGGCCGGACUCCUCUCAUGAUGGCAGCUUCAGAGGGUCAUGUAGAGACAGUGGAGUACCUGCUGGCUCAAGGUGCAUCUAUGCCCCUGAUGGAUAAGGAGGGGCUCACUGCUCUAAGCUGGGCGUGUCUAAAGGGACAUUUACCUGUGGUUCGCUGUCUGGUGGAGAGGGGUGCGGCCACAGACCAUGCUGACAAGAACGGGCGUACACCCCUCGAUCUGGCAGCCUUUUAUGGAGAUGCAGAUGUGGUGCAGUUCCUGGUGGAUCAGGGUGCGCUGAUCGAGCACGUGGAUUACAGUGGGAUGCGGCCCCUGGACCGGGCUGUGGGCUGCAGGAACACGUCGGUGGUGGUGGCCCUCCUGAAGAAGGGAGCUAAAAUCGGAUGUCAGACGUUGCCGAGUCGGCACAGAGGAGGUCCAGCAACGUGGGCGAUGGCAACCUCCAAACCGGACAUCAUGAUCAUCCUGCUGAGAAAGCUCAUCGAGGAAGGAGAUGGUUUCUACAAGAAGGGGAAGGUGAAGGAGGCCGCCCAGCGUUAUCAGUACGCUUUGAAGAAGUUCCCUCGUGAGGGCUUCAGUGAAGACCUGAAGACCUUUCGAGAGCUCAAAGUGUCUCUUUUCCUCAACUUGUCUCGCUGCCGCAGGAAAAUGAACGACUUCGGGAUGGCGGAAGAGUUUGCUACCAAAGCUCUAGAGCUGAAACCCAAAUCUUAUGAGGCUUUCUACGCUAGAGCCCGUGCCAAACGCAGCAGCAGGCAGUUCUCCGAAGCUCUAGAGGACCUCAGGGAAGCCAUGAAGUUGUGUCCCAACAACCGUGAGAUCGUGCGGCUCCUGCAGCGUGUGGAAGAAGAGUGCAGACAAGUCACCCAGACAGAGGAGCCUGAACUGGAGCCCCCACCAUCUCCACCCCCAUCCCCAUUGCCUGUGGAGGAGGAGGAGGAACCACCUCGUCAUACCCCGCCCCCUGAACCACGACUGGAUGACAUGGAGCCUGUUCAGGAUCUGUUUGAAGACGAUGACUUCCUGGAACAGGAGCUGGAGGGCGUGUCUAUUGGCCUUCCUCCUGAACCUCGCUCCAACCCAUCUAGCCUGCCAAUCAUCCACAGCCCACCCCUCUCCCCUGUCCCUCAUGAGGCUGCCUACCUAACAGGAGGCCAGGCCUUUGAGUUUCACCCAAGCCCUACCUCCAUGUCAUCCCCCACACACCAGAGCUACCAGUCCACCUCACCAUGCGUCUCUCCCACACACCAGAACUCCCAUUAUCGCCACAGCCCUCCACAUACCUCUCCUGCCCACCAGGCCUCCUACCGCUUCAGCCCUCCCCCCAUGGGCAGUGGGGGUCAGGGGAUGGACUAUCAGAGCCCCCCACCUUCCCCUCUUCGUCGUGGGGCAUCGUACAGAGCCAGCCCACCUAUGGAGACCGUAUGUCUUUACCGUUCCCAAUCGGGAUCUCCUGUCCGCUACCAGCAGGAGCCUUUACCCAGCCGACCCAAGUCGCCCCUGUCCAAGAUGAGCAGUCAGCGCUCCUUCCAGCUCCAGUCCCAACAGUCCCAGUGCUCGCAGUCCUCCCAGCACCACCAGGCCCAGGGCCAUCGGUUGCAGCCUUCUGUGGCCCAGAUAGUGCGCACCAGCCAGCCUGGGAGUGGUGUCUACGGCCAGCUGGCCCACCCGCUCAGCAGCAGAUACCAGGGCACAUCCAUGGAUGUGGAACGGGAGAGGGAGCGAGAGGCCCGGCUGGUGUACCAACCCUCCCUGGAUGGAAGGUCCAUGUCUCAGGUGCAGUCCAGCCUGAGUGUGGGGGCCCUGUGUCAGCACGGGGGGCGAGGCGGGCCUGGUGGAGUCCUUGAGACUGGUGUGGUGAAAGACGAUGUCCCUCAACGGCCAGCAUCAGCCUACCGCUCUGCGACCGGAGGUCCGGGAGGCAUGCGAUUCAGCCAGACACCCCAGAUCAGCCGCAGUCAGUCGGCAGCAUACUACCCUGUCUCCAAGCAUGAGCUGGAGAGGGCUGUGGCGGUGUCCUCCAUGCCCCCCUGUCAGCUGGGCUCACCAGAGAUCCCGCACCUGGUGCGUCGGCCCAUCAGUGCGAACACAGGAGACCUUAAGCAGCAUGUGCCCACCCCUAGACCCCUCAUCCACUCUCAGAGCGUGGGUCUGCGUUUCUCCCCCUCCAGCAGCAACAUCUCCUCAGGCUCCAGCGCUAACCUAGGCCCUGGCUUCAGGCCUUCUUCCUCCAUGGCCCAGAUGGAGAUCCCACUGCAGGUGGCAUACGAGCGCAGCUUCGACGAGCCGUCCUCGCUCUCGCCGUCACAGGGUGGCCUGUACCCCAGCGAGCCGGCCCGCUCCAGGACCACACCCUUCAUGGGCAUCAUUGACAAGACGGCACGGACUCAGCAGCAGUACCUGCACCAGCCGUCACGUGCCUGGCCCCUGGACAACGUCAUCACCAGCCCCACGACACCGGGGAACCUGAUUCACCAGGCAUCCACUGCUUCCUCCUACAGCCCGCCCACUUCGCUAGGCAACAUCGCCUACUACAACAAGACCAACAAUGCCCAGAAUGGACACAUGCUGGAGGAUGAGUACUACGUCCAGCCGCAGCCCUCGUCCCUGGGCAAGCUGGCCAACGGUGGGGCCCGCGAUCGGGAUCUCCUAGAACGGGUUAGUCAGGUGCCCACGUACCAGGAUGUGAAGGUGGCACGGACGAUGCCCGUUGCGCAGGCAUACCAGGAGAACAUGUAUCGCCAGCUCUCACGUGACGCUAGGCAAGGCCCCACCUCGCCCAUCAAACCAAAGAGACCCUUUGUGGAGUCAAACGUGUAAAGAGGCCAGUGAGGCGUGAAGAGUGUCUGAUGAAAGAAUGAGUGCGUGAGUGAGACGAUGGGACAAGGCAAUUAAAAACAAGUCAGUAUUUGAAACUCUUUAACAAACAAGGGAGGGUAAUGACAUUAUAAUAUAUAUAUAGGGUAAUGCAGCUUCAUAAGAGAUACUGCUGAUGCCCCAAUCUGUGCCUAUUUCAGAUGCAUUUGAGGCAUCAGCUUGUUCUAGUAUCGAGGUAUAGAGCUUUAGAGCUCGAGUCAAAGACUUAAAGACAAUGGGAUCAAAUAUGAUACUAACUACUGAAUGUUCUACACAGCUCUGCACAUUAUUGCGAAAGCACAUUUAUGAACCUUCCCUGAAUCAAAGCCACAAACGCACAGAUUGAGGAAUAGUUGCAGUUCUUACCCAUAUGAGUGCGAGUGCGUGUCUGAAGUGGAUAAGACUGCAUGAGUCAGCGACUCAUCGUGAAUCUACGUGCUCAACUCCUUCCCUCUCUCCACUAGGCGAUUUCAAAACCGGACUCCAAGGCCUUCCACAGCAUAUAAUGUUGGAUCAAUGCUGUCUAAUAAAGAAGAAAACCUCUCAAACUCUGUCAGAAAUAACUAACCACUAAGCUGUAGUCACAGAAAGAAAACAAAGGAAUAUUUAUAACUGAGUUAGAUGUAUAGAAAUAUCAAAAUAUGAACCGUUUCUGUGUUUUGUUUUAUUUCGGGUUGUCUUUAUUUUUCUAUCUUUUCUUUUUUUUUUUUUUUUAGAGAAAUGGUAACUAAUAUUUUGGAAAAAUGCAAAUUCAGAGUUUAUGGAUUAAGAGAGGGGGAAUGUACAAACUUUGAGAAACGCUUCCCGAUAAGGAGACUAUUCCUGACGUGCAGCUGCAGAGCUUGUUUUGUUGUUUCUAAGCUUUUCUACCAGUUUGUGCACAACGAUGUCGAAGUAAUCAUUCGUGGAGGUUCUAAAAAGAUGAGAACAAAUGGACUAUUUAUAAACAUCACGUGGGUCAAAGGUUGUACAUGCCCCGCUCCACAACGCUUCAGGGGACUGAAAGAGAAUUAAUAGUAUACUGAUGUUUUUUUCCGGUUAACAGUUACUGUAUUGCUGUCAGUUAUGAAAAGCAUUAGUAUAUUUAGUAUAUUUAAAGUAUUUGUUUUAACCUUGAACAUUUCAGUGAUAUUUUUAAUUACUUUCUUGCUGCACUGUCUGCCUGUGAAAGUUCAGAAGAAAGAGAGCACUUUAUUAAUUUCACGCUGAUGAUUGUGAAUCAUUUUUUGGGUUGGGAGGUGAUUAAUGUAGGUAUACAAUGGGAAAAACUAACAAACAUACAGUAAACACUGGAAAAUUUUGUGAAUUAGGUGUCCUACUAGAAAAAAAUACAAAAUAGCAGUUCUUGUCUUUGGUGCAAUUCUGAUUUUUUUUUUCGAGCAAAUGAAUAAGCAGUAAUUUAAAAAGAGCAAAACUAUGUUUUUAAAAAGAUAUGAAAACAUGUAUAUAAUAGCCUUUAUAGAGCGCAUUGUAUUUGCUGUAUAUACUAGCCAAAUGUGUUUAUGCGUAUGAAUUAAUUCCUAACCCUCUUAUAGCUACGUUCCAGGGUUACGGCUGCCGCUCGGGAGCCAAAACUGCGAAUGCAGGAGAUUAACGGUGGGCCAGAGGGGAAUAGUUGAAGCUCGAGCCCCCUCAGAUGUGGACCAGGGUUUAGUAGCAUCCACUCCUGAAAAGGAACGGCUCGAGAGAGGUAGUGUAUUUUUAAUAUUUGAGGCGAUUAGCAUAAUUUCCGGAAAAAAAAAGCUCUCCGCAGUGGAAUGCAAUAUAGCCAAUGUGCAGUGUUCAAACUGUGUCUUUGGUCAGAUGUUCUCAAUAACGUACUCUGGACAGCUGCUGUCCCGAGCCUGUCCAUACAGUCAGAUAUUUCCACUAAUAACUCUUCAUCCCAGCUCAUGCAGACUUGCCACAAUCAAGAGGUGCCUGUUAGUUCUGCUGAAUGACUGUAGACAGACAUUCUAAAUUCAAGGGGGCUGCAAACGUCAGUCUCUAGGAAGGGAUGUUUUUUCCCCGAUGUAGAUUACUUUGCUGUAAAUACCGAUGCAUGUUUUAUCCACCCGUGAGCAAACCUGCUGUUUAUCUGAAGCGAGAGGAAGAAUGAAGUCGGUGCCCAAAUAACUCUUUCCGCCCUCGCAUUUCUCCACACGUUAAUCGACACAAACUACUGACCUCUGAAGGGUUGAGCUGAGGUUUUUUUUUUUUGCAUUUGAGUUCAUUUUAAUGUACUUGCUUGCUGAGCUGAGUUCUCUUGUCUGUAAAUGUGAGCUUUCAGAGCGCUGUGACAGUUUAAUGACAACAAUAAAACAGAAUGUGUUUUUAUCACA